Molecule: messenger RNA, 495 nt
Organism: Morus notabilis
Lineage: Eukaryota; Viridiplantae; Streptophyta; Magnoliopsida; Rosales; Moraceae
Product: rho GTPase-activating protein 6-like
Exons: 5
Source: RefSeq, a predicted model, not a curated record
GAAUAGGUUGGAAGUCUUGGAAGAAGCGAUGGUUUAUCCUUACACGGACUUCUUUGGUUUUCUUUAAGAAUGAUCCUAGUGCACUUCCACAAAAAGGUGGUGAAGUAAACCUCACUUUGGGCGGCAUUGACUUGAAUAACUCUGGAAGUGUUGUUGUUAGAGAAGAUAAAAAAUUGCUGACCGUGUUAUUUCCUGAUGGGCGUGAUGGCCGAGCUUUCACCCUUAAGGCUGAAACAUCGGAAGAUUUAUUUGAAUGGAAGACUGCCCUAGAACAUGCCCUCGCACAAGCACCAAGUGCUGCCAUUGUUAUGGGCCACAAUGGAAUAUUUCGGAAUGACACGAGUGAUACAAUGGAAGGGUCUUUCCCUCAUCAAUGGAAGGAUAAGCGCCCUGUCAAGUCUUCAGUUGUUGGAAGGCCAAUUUUGCUUGCACUAGAGGAUAUUGAUGGAAGUCCAUCUUUCCUUGAGAAAGCUCUACAAUUUUUAGAAAAUUUUG